CGAGCAGCAGCCAGCAGCACAGGGGAAGUGAAGACGAUCGAACGCGGCCCGCCGCGCAUCGCAUCGCCUCGCCGCCGCCGAGCAUACACUACCGACUGACUUUGUUGAAGCUACGAAAUAAAUAAAUCAUCACACCAGCCUCUUGUGCCUUGCCCAUGGAUUCUGACGAGGCACCUGAACCUGAACGGAUUCACGCAACUGGAGCAGGCUCAAAUGCUGGAGACGAGCAGUUCGUGUGGCCCUGGAUGGGCGUGCUGCUCAAUGUGCCUACUGAGUGGAUGGGUGGGUGGAGAGAUGGGGGGAUGCGGCGAGGUGGGAUCCUGAAGGAGCGGCUCUUGCGCUUCUGCCCGCAUAUGGUCAUCCCUCUGGGCGACCAAUUCGGCCACCACACUGGGAUUGCCAUUGUGUUGUUUGGACAAGACUAUGCUUGUCUCGGCAAAGCCUUGGACUUUGAGAACCACUUCGAGGCACAAGGGCGUGGCAAACGGGGCUGGGAGGCGCACACCUUCCGACCACUGCCAGGGGAGAUAUUCGGAUGGGUUGCCCUGGCUUAUGAUUGGAGGACUGCAGGGCUCACUGGGGAGUUCCUGCGAAGCCAUGGUGGUCUGAAAACUAUUGCACAACUGGAGUCCAAGAUGCAAUCUGAGAUGCAGAAGCUUGCUCUGCUGCUUAGCACAAGGAGAAGAAAAUGUUCCAGCAGAAACCGGAUGCCACAGGGAACCUUGAGUUUGAAAUAAAGCAGCUGAAGGGACAGUUGGAAGUGAUGAAGCAGAAAGACUCUGAAUCAAAGAGGAAAAUAGAUGAACUUAAUAAGGAGCUACAAGAGAAGGAUGAUAAAAUAGAAUACAUGGAAUCAAUCCAUGGGAUUCUGGUUACGAAGGACCUGAAGAGCAAUGAUGAGUUGCAAGAUGCUUGGAAGAAGCUAAUAAAGGGCUUGGGGGAUGUUACAAGUUGCCGGACAAAUGUCGGCAUUAAAAGAAUGGGUGAUCUUGAUUCACGUUCAUUUGCCAAUGCUUGCAAACAUAAGAUGUCAGAAAUUGAGGCUACCAUUCUUUGUUCAGAGUGGGAGGAUGAGAUUAAAAAUCCACAGUGGCACCCUUUUAAAGUUGUCCCUGAUGACGGCAAAGGCAAACAGAAGCUAAUUCUUCUCGAGGACGAUGAGAAGCUGGGAAAACUGAAAGAAAAGUGUGGCGAAGACGCGUACGCGUUGGUGGUCGGUGCUCUGCGUGAUAUCAAUGAGUAUAACCCUAGCGGCCGAACCACCGUGCCUGUGCUGUGGAACAACAAGGAGGAUAGGGAAGCGACCUUGGGGGACGGCAUCGGGUACCUCCUCCAGCGGUGCGGCCUUAACAUUGCUUGGCAUUGACAUGAAUGCCGCUAAUAGGAGGCUGUGAACUGGCUAUCUUUUGGGAUCCCUGCCGUGGCACUUGAUCUGAGAUUGUGAACUGCCCUCUUAGGACCAUGUAUGUAUGUAUUUUGUUCAGUGUACGUUAUGUGAUAUGGAUGAAUGGCGACUAGCUUAUUGAUUUAAGUUACGUGACA
Triticum dicoccoides is the source of this 1542-nucleotide messenger RNA. RefSeq names its product factor of DNA methylation 1-like. NCBI's taxonomy places the organism in Eukaryota, Viridiplantae, Streptophyta, Magnoliopsida, Poales, Poaceae. The transcript is spliced from 6 exons. The record is from RefSeq and is a predicted model, not a curated record. The coding region runs from base 689 to 1366 and encodes 225 amino acids. Gene Ontology annotation, biological process: gene silencing by siRNA-directed DNA methylation.